UUUGGUGAGGCGCGCCGGAGGCGACACGCACACACGUAAUUUUCUUUUGGGAACUUUGGUCUUUUUCCCCCUUCGUCAAAAAGGAUUAUAGCCCGAACGCAGAGUUUAUAUUACUAACAUUCGUUUGCAAAAAAAAAAAAAAAAAAUGCUGGAUCCUUGGUUUUAUUAUUGGUUCUUUUUCACUUGGUGGUCCGUUAGGUAAUAUAAGCUGGAUUAUUUUUGCAACGCUACUUGCUGACAAAAAAUAAGUUAAUUAAUCCUUCCAGGGACUCAAGAUCCAGAGAUAUUCCAUUGGAUCCGUUUGUAAAACGAAGUAAAAUCGUCGUACAAGUAAUUCUGAUGCCCAGCUAACCAGACUAUAGCUGGUCAGCCGGGGCUUGCUGCGCCCAAGCCGGGCGAAGAUUGACGCUGCUCGGUGUCAUCCAACUGAAGAGGAUCGAGUUUAUUAGGCGACAAUGCUUGAAAUAAUGUCCGAGCACCAAGAUUCAUUACUGAAGUGCAAAGCAGAGACUCUGCCAUCAGAGAGAAGAAAGAGGACAGUGGAGGACUUCAACAAGUUUUGCAGUUUUGUUCUUGCAUAUGCAGGUUACAUCCCUUCUCCAAAGGAGGAAAGGCCAUGGUCGGCAGCAUCCUCCAGUUCUCCAAAUAACUCUGGUGCUUCAGGAGAAGGCAGUGUUUUAGGUGGAGCGAGUUCUAACAUGGCUCCCAGCUGGAGUCACGGCACGUCGGACUUGCACACCAUCCACACCUUCGUUCGUAAGGCUCGUGCCAAUAAGAGCAACAAGAGUAUGCGGCGGCUCUCAUCUGACAGUGCCCUGAUGGACAAAAUGCGUUUAAAAGACUCUUUCUAUGAGGACCAAGUGGCCAGCAAAGCUGAACGCAAAAAGGACAAGAAGCUGAAGCGUCUCUCUCUAGGUUCAGGCGCUGGCAGUAGCAGUAGCAGUGGUGGCGAGAAACGUGCAAGGAUCAAGCGCAGUAAAAACCCCAAACAGUCCAAAGCCCUUAAGAAGCUUAAGAGCUCGGCCCACAGCGAGUCAGACUCUGACAAUGGUCUCGGCCAUGGAGAGGAGCAUUCGGACCCGGGAGCAAUGACUGAGCGCAGACUACAGGCACAGGUGAAAGAGGAGAAGGAGGAGGCCACCCAAGAGGCAGAUAUGAGCUCCAGUGAAGGCGAGACUUGGAUAGCGGAUGAAGACAUAAUGGUGGAGUCAGGGGACGAUUCGUGGGAUUUAAUCACCUGUUACUGCGGUAAACCCUUUGCAGGACGGCCCAUGAUUGAAUGUAGUCAGUGCAGCGUGUGGGUGCACCUCUCUUGCGCCAAAAUUAAGAAGUCUAAUGUGCCUGACAUAUUUAAUUGCCACAAAUGCAGAGACUCUCGGCGGUCAAGUCAGAAAAAAGACACUUAGAUGAGGGUGUUCAUUCCCUCCAAGCUCUGAAUGUUCCCGGUUCUCCAGUUUUUGUAUCCGACACCAUUUUCAGUUUCAAAAUUCUUUUGUUCUUUUUUUUUCUACUUCCUUUGCAUUUCUAGUUUUGGCAACUAGUUACCCAUUACGGUUUGCAGUCAGAGGUCUCGAAUACAGAUGGAGAAAUCAUGUUUGAAUUAAUCUCUUACCUCCUGAGUUGGUAUUUGACCAUGAGUAGUGUGAAUUCUGUUUGGCUCAAAUGUGACGGCUUGUUUGUAAGCUAUUUGUAAACUAUCCUUUUGUCACAUCAAAUUGACAUUUGUUUGAAAUGAUUGGCUUGCAUAUCGGGGAAUUGGCACUAUUUUCCUUUGUGGGAAAAGUUAGAGGGCACCGUUUCCACCCUACAGUUUCCACAAAUGUAUACUAUAUUGGUUGUAUUAAUACUACAAUUUAAAAGAGACUACUUAAAAUUAAAUAAAACUAUUCAAAUUACAGGAAAAUGUUGUCAUGAAUUUGCCAAAGAUAUG
Molecule: messenger RNA, 1930 nt
Organism: Rhinichthys klamathensis goyatoka
Lineage: Eukaryota; Metazoa; Chordata; Actinopteri; Cypriniformes; Leuciscidae
Gene: phf23b
Product: PHD finger protein 23b
Exons: 5
Coding region: 456-1406 (316 amino acids)
Biological process (GO): positive regulation of protein ubiquitination; negative regulation of autophagosome maturation; negative regulation of autophagosome assembly
Source: RefSeq, a predicted model, not a curated record